This is a messenger RNA of Plectropomus leopardus (leopard coralgrouper), 2305 nucleotides long. Lineage: Eukaryota; Metazoa; Chordata; Actinopteri; Perciformes; Serranidae. The record is from RefSeq and is a predicted model, not a curated record.
CCGUUCCCGUGGUGCGCACACAGGGUUCGCACUUUAUGGUCCAGCAGGGAGCAGAUGCAGAGAGCAGCAGUUGUAUCCAUCCACGUUAACCACCAAUAUGCCCCCCGUAAAGCUCGAGGCUUCAGUUGAUAUCAAGCCUGUUGAAAAUGGCAAUGCCAAGGAACACGUCACCUUACCUCUGAAGGGGCUCGAGACAAUUGAACCUCUGGUCCGCUCUGUUGAAGAGACCCCCGAGCAAAUCUCCACUGAAGUACAAGGUACCAUUCCCUCCUGGAUCAAUGGCAACCUGCUCCGCAACGGCCCUGGGAAGUUUGAAUUCGGAGACACACACUACAACCACUGGUUUGACGGGAUGGCCAUGCUACAUCGCUUCAACAUCAACCAAGGCCAGGUGACCUACAUGAGUCGCUUCCUGCAGAGCGAUUCCUACAGAAAGAACAGUGAGAGUGACCGAAUCGUGGUGUCAGAAUUUGGUACCCUUGCCAUGCCCGACCCCUGUAAAAACUUCUUCCAGCGCUUCCUGUCUCGCUUUGAGAUGAUCGAUUCUACAGACAAUGCAAGUGUGAGCUUUGUGAAAUACAAGGGUGACUACUAUGUCAGCACGGAAACUAAUUUCAUGCACAGAGUGAACCCAGAGAACGUGGAAACACUGGGACAGGUCGACUGGAGCAAGUUCAUUGCUGUAAAUGGAGCCACCGCUCACCCACAUUCUGACCCUGACGGUACCACAUACAACAUGGGCAACUCCUAUGGAAGCAAAGGAGCACUGUACAACAUCAUCAGAGUCCCUCCCGAGAAGACAGAUGCCAAAGAAACCCUUGAGGGAGCCAAAAUACUCUGCUCUAUUGUGCCUGCAAACAAGUCCCAUCCCUCCUACUACCACAGCUUUGCCAUGUCUGAGAACUACGUGGUGUUCAUUGAGCAGCCAAUUAAGAUGGACCUGCUGAAGAUAGUCACGUGCAAGCUGAGGGGGAAGGCAUUGAGCGAAGGCAUCUACUGGGAUCCCAAACAGGAAACCGUUUUCCAUCUUGUUGACAAGCGUACUGGCGAGGUCAGCGCAAUCAAGUACCACACCAAAGCCAUCUCCACCUUCCAUCAGAUCAAUGCCUUCGAGGAAGAUGGAUUCUUGAUGGUCGACCUGUGCUGCGCAGACGACGGUGCAGCCAUCAACAACUAUCUCAUCCAGAAUUUACGCAAGUCGGGAGAAGCAUUAGAUGAGGUGUACAACACCCUGAGCAGGCCAUUGCCGAGGCGUUUUGUUCUGCCCCUUCACGUGACUAGUGACACCCCAAUAGACCAGAACCUGAACACCCGGCCCUCCAGCACAGCAACGUGUGUCAAAAUUGGCAAAGAUAAGGUGUUCUGCCAACACGAGAAUCUCCAUGGAGAUGACCUCUUUGAGUACGGUGGCCUGGAGUUCCCUCAGAUCAACUAUGGGAGAUGCAACACACGACCCUACCGUUAUUUCUACGGCUGUGGUUUCAGACACCUGGUGGGAGACUCUCUGCUCAAGAUGGACCUGAAGGACAAGUCGCUCAAGGUCUGGUACCAGAAGGGUUUCUUCCCGUCGGAGCCCGUGUUUGUGCCGUCACCUGAUGCCACGGACGAGGACGAUGGGGUCAUCCUCUCUGUGAUUCUCACCCCCUCACAGGAUAAAGGGACGUUCCUCCUGGUUUUGGAUGCGAAGACGUUUGAAGAGCUUGCAAGAGCCUACGUGCCUGUUAACAUGGCUUAUGGCUUCCAUGGUACUUUCAGUGCCUCGGCAUAAACCUGCUUCAUUCAAAGUGUUUCUUCAAUGAUAAUAAUACAGACAAUACCAAACCAGUGUUAAUUAUUAUAACCACUAUAUUCCUCAUGGUACUGAGUUACUGCUGCUCUAUAUAAACACAGCUGUUGUGUUAAUCAUUAUAAGCACUACUCUUAAUGGUAAUUAUGCACUACAUGAAGGUUGGCGCAAUGUUCUGGUACUGACUGAAAGUUUGGGUACUUUUCUGAACUGGUCUCUGGUUUGUAGUGACAUCCAUAAUGGCAUUGAGACUCUUAAUCAACCCAAAUGUAUUCACAUUAUCAUAAACGACAUUCCUUUUAUAUCAACAUGGUACUCGAGUCACAAGUUAUCAUACUGUAGGCAGUAAACCUGUGAUGUUGGGGUUUGCAUGACACUCAAACCACCAGAGCUCCCAAGUGCCAAAUUUACAUUUAUAUACAUUAUUUUCUAUGAUUUUUCUUAAUUGAGCUAUAUUUUUUACAUGUAGCAUGAUUUUUAUACACUAUUUGCCAAUAAAACCUCUGUCUAAACUGUCAA